This is a messenger RNA of Botrytis sinoallii, 963 nucleotides long. RefSeq lists its product as uncharacterized. The record is from RefSeq and is a predicted model, not a curated record. The transcript has a single exon. The coding region runs from base 1 to 963 and encodes 320 amino acids. NCBI's taxonomy places the organism in Eukaryota, Fungi, Ascomycota, Leotiomycetes, Helotiales, Sclerotiniaceae.
AUGCAAACGGGGAUUCCAAAGUCUGAAGACGAAGAGCCAAUUACCACCAAAAACCUUACACCUCGGGAAGAAAUAUCCAGAUUUCCAAUACGAAAGAGUGCUGUCUAUGCCCCGAAGAACGCUGCGAUUUUUAUCCUCCCCAAUGACAUCUUAGACUGUAUUUUUGCCUACCUUCCAAAAUCUUCGGUUGUAGCAUACACUCUUACUUCUCUCAAAUUGAAGAAUUCCCUCGGUCCAGAACACUGGACUAAAAUCGUUGACGUCGUCAAGAAUUCUCCGAAGGAAACUACUGAUCUACUUGAUCUCCUGUGCAAGGACUACGAGCAAUACAUCCCGUGUCACACAUGUCUGAAGCUGCAUGAACCAUCUGCCUCGACGACAGCCAGGAAAUGUUGGGAGCAUGAUAAGAAAUUUGGAGUGGAGUCAUAUAUUCACGCGCAAUUCCGUUUUAGUGAAAUGCAAAUGGCUGCGAAGUUAUAUAACGAAGGCAAAUACGAAUCUUCACAACUUCAGCUACGUUCGAUAGGCAGAACAGGAGAUCAGUUGAUUAACUACCAUCGCCAUCAACCAAAUGACCCUUGCAUCACUCAUGAAUUUCGCAUGAACUCACAGGCCCGAAUCAUUUACCGUUCUCAGCACGUGUACUUGCUUCCUCAUAACCUUCUAGAUUCCUUAAACGUUUCCAUUUAUCCAGGUUAUUUUAUUAGACUACUCUAUGACCAUCACCGAACUUAUGACUGCGAACAAUGGUUGGAUCCCAUUUUUAUAUGCGGGCACAUGGGACCUCUCUGUGGAGGUAGAAACUGGGCAGAGCUAUUGUCCUUCGGCAUGCAAUGGGAGUGCCCAAUUUGUGGGACAGAAUUUCAUGCCAAUCUCGUCGGUUAUGGGGGUGAAGGAUUAGCAUUUGUGGCUACGAAAUGGAUGGACUUAGGGAGAGGGUUGAAUCAGGGUCAAGAAUGGUAA